Messenger RNA from Balaenoptera ricei (Rice's whale), 1190 nucleotides. It is a transcript of the gene CSNK2B, whose product is annotated as casein kinase 2 beta. Gene Ontology annotation, cellular component: cytoplasm; protein kinase CK2 complex. Gene Ontology annotation, molecular function: protein kinase regulator activity. The coding region runs from base 404 to 1051 and encodes 215 amino acids. Lineage: Eukaryota; Metazoa; Chordata; Mammalia; Artiodactyla; Balaenopteridae. The record is from RefSeq and is a predicted model, not a curated record. The transcript is spliced from 7 exons.
GCCCUGAGGUGGAGAAUGCCCAGAAACCGUGAAAAGAAAUAACGCCUCAGAGCCCCUCACCAUUACUCUGACCAGGGUUCGAAGGUCACACUUAGCGCCUGCAGCAGCCCCGUUCAAGCCCUAAGAAGAAAUGGAAAAGUGCAACGGAACAAGCAGCAGAAUGGCUGGCGCCACCUCAGGUUAGCGCACGGGGCCGUCCUGGUUCUGUCGCCGUUCAGUUCAGCCCAGUACACCCUACCCAGGUCCCUCGGCACGGAACCCGGCCUCACCUCCCGCCCCCGGAGCCCAAACCCCAGGGUGAAGCAUUGGCUCCUUCGGGGGUCUCCUUGGCGGACUGACUCGGGCAAGGAGCUCAACAGGCGAUAAGGACCAGGCUGGCUGGAGCGGAUGAGCUGACGUGAAGAUGAGCAGCUCAGAGGAGGUGUCCUGGAUUUCCUGGUUCUGUGGGCUUCGUGGCAAUGAAUUCUUUUGUGAAGUGGAUGAAGAUUAUAUCCAGGACAAAUUCAAUCUCACUGGACUCAAUGAGCAGGUGCCUCACUAUCGACAAGCUUUAGACAUGAUCUUGGACCUGGAGCCUGAUGAGGAGCUGGAAGACAACCCCAACCAGAGUGACCUGAUUGAGCAGGCAGCUGAAAUGCUCUAUGGAUUGAUCCACGCCCGCUAUAUCCUCACCAACCGUGGCAUCGCCCAGAUGUUGGAAAAGUACCAGCAGGGAGACUUUGGCUACUGUCCCCGUGUGUACUGUGAAAACCAGCCAAUGCUUCCCAUCGGCCUUUCGGACAUCCCAGGUGAGGCCAUGGUGAAGCUCUACUGCCCCAAGUGCAUGGACGUGUACACACCCAAGUCAUCGAGGCACCACCACACGGAUGGCGCCUACUUCGGCACCGGUUUCCCUCACAUGCUCUUCAUGGUGCACCCUGAGUACCGGCCCAAGAGGCCCGCCAACCAGUUUGUGCCCAGGCUCUACGGUUUCAAGAUCCAUCCGAUGGCCUACCAGCUGCAGCUCCAAGCGGCCAGCAACUUCAAGAGUCCAGUCAAGACGAUUCGCUGAUUCCCCACCCCACCUGUCCCCAGUCUUUGACACUUUCAUUCCUUUGCUGCCACCCUUUCAGGAACCCUCAAUGGUUUUUAGUUUAAAUUAAAGGAGUCAUUAUUGUGGUGGGAAUAUGAAAUAAAGUGGAAGAAAAGGC